Molecule: messenger RNA, 2658 nt
Organism: Pseudophryne corroboree (corroboree frog)
Lineage: Eukaryota; Metazoa; Chordata; Amphibia; Anura; Myobatrachidae
Product: vomeronasal type-2 receptor 26-like
Exons: 8
Coding region: 1-2658 (885 amino acids)
Biological process (GO): G protein-coupled receptor signaling pathway
Cellular component (GO): plasma membrane
Molecular function (GO): G protein-coupled receptor activity
Source: RefSeq, a predicted model, not a curated record
AUGUGUACAAGAAACCGCCUUCCAGCAUUUCUGAACUCAAACACAGACAUUGAGAUUGUAAAUGUGCAAUAUGAUGAAGGGGAUAAUUGUGAAUCUGACACUAAUGAGGAUGAUGUUAAUGAUGAAUGUGUUGGACAAGAACAAGUUGAUGAUGAUGUUAGUGUUGCAGUUAAUCUGAAGAGAAGCAAAGCCCUCCUUGCUUGCAAGAUGGCAGCUCAAGUGGCACAUGACAUGCCACCUACUUCAGUUUCUAAUGGAAAUGUUUCUGCCUUGAAAAAACUGCCUAUACCUCGUUACUACAGAUAUAUCCUGACCUUUAUUUAUGCUAUUGAUGAGAUAAACCAGAAUCCUGGUCUUUUACCCAACAUCACUCUGGGAUACCAUGCGACUGAUUCCUGUAACUGUGUGAGAAAGGCUGUAGAGAGUACUUUACAGAUCAUAUCCGGUCCCGGGGAGACAGUUCCUAACUUUUCCUGUCUAGAUCAUGACAAACUGGCUGGUUUUAUUGGAGACUUUUCUUCAGAGAAAUCUUUACACAUAGCAGAGAUAUUAAACCUUUAUGGAUACACACAGAUUAGUUAUGGUGCAACAGAUCCUAUUCUAACCAACAAGAAAAUCUAUCCAUCAUUUUUCCAAACUCUUCCCAGUGACCAGACCCAGUACCUGGUUAUUAUUAAGUUACUCAGACAAUUUGGCUGGACAUGGAUUGGUGUAGUGACCUCUGAUGAUGAUGAUGGGGAAAUGCAGAGUCAGGAGCUACAGAAAGUCUCUUCUCUACAUGGUGUCUGCAUUGAGUACAUUAUUAAAGUAGCAGCUGAGUUUGAGCAAAUAACACCGAGAAAGGCAGAGAAGAGCAGACAGGUAUUUAACAAGUCAACCUCACAUGUUGUUGUACUUUGUGGUACAGUUUCAUUUUCCAUAAUAUAUUUUAUUGAAAAGCAAUGUACUGGUGGCCAGGAGAAGACCUUCAUCUUACCAGCAAGUGUGAAUGUUCAUACAAUUUUAUCUGCAAAAUGGAAAGCAUUUUUGCAUGGAGGUUUUGCAUUUUCAACCCCCACUAAACAGAUUCCGAAAUUGAAGAGAUUCUUAGAAGAGAUUAGCCGUACCAAUCGCCCAAAUGACAUUUUACUUGAGCAUAUUCUGGCAUCUUACAAGGACUGCUUAACCUCAGAAUCUUUACUGAACAGAAUCAUUACAAAUGAGUAUAAGAUAAAACUUCACAAAUGUAAUAACAGUGUCCAAUUACGUAACCUUGGCAACCUUAUAUACUAUACUCAAAGCUUCGGAAUAGCUUACCAAAUUUAUAAAGCUGUCUAUGCUAUCGCACAUUCUCUGCAUGAAAUGCAUUUGUAUGCACCCAGUAAUCACAAGGAGAGUUUCAGAAAAAAUCUUAAAUACAUGCACAAGUACAUGUUAAGACUUAAUUUCCAAGAUCCCACUGGAGAAGAAAUCUAUUUCAAUGAUAAAGGAGAAAUGACAACAUUUUACUACAUUAAUAAUUAUGCAGUGAUAUCUGCUAAACGUUUUUCCAUCAGGAAAGUUGGCCAAUGUAAUUCUACAUCUCCUGAAGGAGAAAAGGUUACAGAACCAGAAACCAUAUUUUGGAAACAUGGUCAAGUUCCUGUGUCUAUAUGUUCUCAAGAUUGUCCUUUGGGAUUUAGGAGAGGUUCAAAAAGAGGUUUUCACCAGUGCUGCUUUAAAUGUGUGCAAUGCUCUGAAGGAGAAAUAUCCAAUAACACAGACAAAACAUCAUGCCAGAAGUGCCCAGAAGACCACUGGCCAGAUGACAAGUACCAGUGUGUUCAAAAGCCAACUGAAUUUCUAUCCUACAUGGAUGACCCAACAGCUCUCAUUAUAUCCAUUAUUUCUAUGUUAUUAUUCAUUAAAACGUCAAUUAUUUUGGUCAUCUUCAUUUUAUUCCGGGACUCUCCAAUCAUCAAAGCUAAUAAUCAGCACCUGAGCUUUCUUCUACUGGUCUCCAUCAUGCUGAGCUUCCUGUGUGUACUGCUGUUUCUUGGACGUCCCGUACAUAUAACAUGCAUGCUUCGGCAGACCUCAUUUGGGAUCAUCUUCUCAGUAGCCAUCUCUUGCAUUCUGGCCAAGACUAUAUUGGUCUACUUGGCUUUCACAGCAACAAAACCUGGAAGUUCCUGGAGGAAAUUUAUUGGAGUGAAAAUUACCAACUGCGUGGUCUUUAUUUGUUCAUUUAUCCAAGUUUUAAUCAGUAUCAUUUGGCUAUGUGUAUCACCUCCAUUUCCAGAAUGUAACCGCUACACGUUCCGAGAUAAAAUUAUUAUACAGUGUAAUGAAGGCUCAAUAUUGGCAUUUUCCAUACUCCUGGGUUACAUGGGGCUUCUCACAGCUGUGAGUUUCAUAGCAGCUUUCCUGGCCAGAAACUUGCCAGAUAGUUUUAAUGAGGCCAAAUACAUCACUUUCAGCAUGCUGGUGUUCUGCAGUGUCUGGGUGACUUUUAUCCCAGCGUAUAUGAGUGUCACUGGGAAAAGCACAGUGCUUGUAGAGAUAUUUGCUAUAAUGUCUUCAAGUAUUGGAAUAUUGGGAUGUAUAUUUUAUCCCAAAUGUUAUAUCAUAUUAGUAAGGCAAGAAUUGAAUACAAAAAAUAAUUUACUAAUAAGAAAAUCAUUGCAGACAUUCAGUUAA